Molecule: messenger RNA, 5608 nt
Organism: Actinia tenebrosa (Australian red waratah sea anemone)
Lineage: Eukaryota; Metazoa; Cnidaria; Anthozoa; Actiniaria; Actiniidae
Source: RefSeq, a predicted model, not a curated record
AUUAACUAAUUACCUUGGAUUAUUUCCGGCAUUGUUGUAUUAACAUUUGAAUAUCGUCAUGACAACCAUAUUCAAGGAUGAAAGCAUACGCGGACAAAAGAUCAAAUUAUACUUUACUUGGACAAGAUGUUAUGACAUUUGUUCGAAUUAUCUCUUCUUGAAACUAAAUGUUUUCUCCUCUAGCUAAGGGGGUUGCUAGUUGGGAUGGCGGAGUUAAACUUGAUCAAAAUCCUCAGCAAUUGUAUUCAGAUGAGCUUCUAUUUCCUCAAAUCUUACUAAAAUCAUGUCAGCAGACAAAAUCUGUCAAGUCGCUGGACAGUAAUGUGGCCUAUAAUGAUGGACAGUUGCUACUACCCAAGACAUUUGUAACUCGUAAAGGAGCCUUGUUGCUAUUCACACCUUCUGAGGAAUUAUUGGCAGCUGAAGAUAAAGCCCCACCACCCCCACCAAAUGUUUACGAAGAUGGAUUAAAAUUGAAGACUGUGGGGAAUUUGAUCAACUCAGUUCUUCAGUUUGGAAAAGAGGAAGAGGAAGCAUGGGAAGGAAUACCAGGCACACAACCUUCAAAGGAGAAUAAGACCACCAACACUCAUCGUCAAGGAAAACAACAAACAGUGCGUGACAGGAAGGCAUUCCUUCGCUUUCUUCAUUACCUGGAUUCAGAGUGCUUAACGGCUGACAAACACGCGCAGCCAGGCUGUGAUCCUGAUUUUUAUCUUGAUGAACUCAGAAGCAGCUCAAGGGGACUGGGUUCGCACCGGAGAUCAGGUUCACAGACUCCAUACUCGUGCCGUAAGUAUGAGAGUCUCCUGGAAGAUGACAAUCUGUCAGACAUUGUACAAGAAUACAUACGAUGGAACAGACAGGCCCAUCACCUUCAACAAGAAGAGAAAGAUAUGGCAGAUGACAAUCAUUUGAUGGAUGAUGAGGAUUUUCAAGAAGAGGCAGAAUAUGAAGGUUAUGACGUCUACUCGUCUCAUCAAGCCACAGGGUACCUAAGCAAAACCUACUCAUCUACUCCAAACCCCAACAGCUUAAGUUACAGCUAUGCUAAUCCCUACUACUACACCGAUGAUGCUAUAAGACCCAGGACCGCUCCGUUACCUCCUGCCCCUGAAUCACUGCGAGCCAACCCGAGGAUUACUAGUGGAAAGAGACCGCCUCCAAAACGAGCAUUGGGUUCAACACCAGACCACCUCGAAGACAUCUUACGUGCUGACGUCAUGACAGGUCGAAACGUCAGAAGAGGGCCGAGCCCGCGAUUAAAGUUCAGCAGGAAUGCUUCACCAGCUUUUUAUUCUCUUUCUUCCCGAGGGGGAUCCCCAGAGUAUGGUUGUAUUUCUAGGUUUGAAACGCUUGCUGGGAUGUCGGAAAAUUGGAGUCGUGCUGAUGACGUCAUAGAGGAAGCAGAAGAGAACUCACAGGGAUCCCACACAAGACCAGUUAGUGCUGUGUCAUUUCGCAGUAUUCGAUCAUUCAAGAGUAAAGAAAAGUACGAUGCAACUGCAGAAAAAAAUGAAGAUAUCGAACAUGGAGACCAAACAAGAACAAACGGUUUCCACAGUCGAAGCGAAAGUAUGUCCAGUGUUUCAAACCAACAUGGACCGAGAAGCAUGUCGGGAAGAUCACGUGCUUACACUCGUAGUCUUUCCAGGACCUCACAUCUCGACGAUGCAGACCCCGAAGAUGAAAGAGCGGCAACGUCACUGCAGUAUGAUGAUCCCAGCAGCCUGAUCGCACCUCCCCCGUCCGCGCGCAUGCCCUCUAAAAGUGGCUCGGCUAUGUCCAGGGAGAUGGGUACCGCUGAAUUACGUAAUGAUUCCAUCUCAGAUGCAUACCAUGAACGCAGUUCUGUGACGUCACCAAUACUUCAUGACGAUGUCAUGUCACGUGACCUGUCAUCACGUGGUGCAGGGAGCCGAAGGAGUAGUUUAAAUAUGUCUCAACGAAGCAAGCAUGAUGUUCUAUCUGUGGGCUAUAAUUUCGAAGGACGAAGAAUAAAGCUGAGAAGUAAGUCGGCCUCGAAUAGACUUCACCAAAACGAAACGAGUGGAACAAGAAAUCAAUCAAGAAGGGAAUCUAGACCUUUCAGUGCACCUAUUUCCAUACCUGGAGACGAAACCAAUGUAACCUUGGCAACGCUCGGAAGCGAGGCAAAUAUUGAUGAUUUAAUAGAAGUGAUUUCUCGACACCAACCCUUCGUUGAAGAUAGUGAUAACGAGAGGGAUCUGGACUCGCCCGACGUUGCUUGGCCUGUGGAUGUGGGACUGGUGGCUAGUGAUGAUAACUUAGGAGGCUACGAUAGCGCAGCCGAAGAAGUGAAUAUUGACCUGCCACCCUCACCAUCACUUGGCAGCUCAGGAUUAUUUCGUCUCAAUGCAACAUGGAGCCCCGCUCCACCUGACCAGCACAAUGAACAAAAUGAUCGCCUGGAUGCCCAACCUCCUUCAGAGACUGGGGCGACUGGUGUCCAGUCCCACUCUUCUUCUCCAACACCAAUAUCUGCCAGGCCAUCACCAGUUCCUGCUAUAAUUGAUGACGAUGACGAGAACGAUGCUGACUCUGUGUCAGCGGAUGCUACCAAUCAAUGGCCGCCCCAGGCUCCUCAAAAGUCCUCAACUCCAUCAAUUACUACAGCUACCCCGCCACCUAGAAUAGAAGUAAUUGAAAGGAACGAUAUAGCUACUAAUUUACAAAGAUCCGUCUCUCCAAGUAUUUACCAAGAGACAAUAGAUAUCGAAAGAUCCCGACCCAGUUCACCGGUGAGUGAACUCGAAAGGCAACAGCCAGUCGCGGUCGAUGAGUCUGUUAUCGAGUAUUUGGAGACUGGGCAAGAGCMUCAGGAGAGACCGCGGUCAGGAAAAAGAAUAAGAGGCUUGGAUAGAGAAACCCAAGAAAAUGCAUCAGAACCUGUUAGUGAACUAGUAAAACUGGUUGAUCAACAGGUUGAAAAUCAAAAUCUGGUCAAAGACAAGUUAAUCGAAAAGCCAGAAAAACAAGAUAAGAAGCAAGGAAAACCUGUUUCGAAGACAGUAAAAAAAGUUGAGAAGGUCGCUGAAGUUUUGGCAAAAACUGAAAAGCCAAACUUGAGCGCGACCCAAAAUUUGACGGAAAACAAAGUAACUCAGCAAAAACCUCAAGACUCAGAGACAAUUCAUGAUUUUUCGAAAAAAAUUUCAUCGGUUCAAGAACCAGAGCCUCGGAAUGAUUACAUCAAUAUUGUCCUUCAAAAGCCCAAACCUCCAGUCCAGUUCGACCAGGUGGGUUUGCAGAGGGUUGGUAAAGAGAUUGAUGACGGGCUAAGUUCAGUGUCUUCGAUUUCUGGUGCGCCAACUGCGUCGUUCGUGUUCUCGCAGCCUGAAACGCCGAGGAAGGAAAGAGAGGUUCCUAAAAAACCUGUAGAGCCAGCCAAGAAUGAUUUGUCUGAUUUGGCAGCGCUGAUCAACAGAAACAAAUCUGAAAAAGUUACAAAAGAAAAGAAGGAGGCGAAGAAGAAGACAAAAGCAGCGAAGGCUGCCAAAGCGGCAAAGAAAAACGAUAUAAAAGUUGACCCAAACAAUAUAGAAUUUGAUGCGUUCAACACGCCUGAGAUGAUGGAACACAUGGAUGAAGAACUGAAGCAGUUUAUCCAACAAAAGGGAAAUAACGAGGAACCGCUCCCUGAGGAGACUGAGAAACCAGAAGCUGCGAGCAACAAAGAGCAUGUCAGUGUACCACAAAUAGCACCACCCAUCCCCCCUGAGAUGAAAAAUGCUUACACGCCAUCGAAACCUAAGAAACCCACUAAACAAGAGCUGACAAAGAAACGCGCUGAGGCGAGAAAAGCAGAAAAGAAGCGAAAAGACGAAGAAAAGAAAAGGAGAGAAGAAGAGAAGCGAAAACGAGAUGAGGAAUUACGAAUACUGAAAGAGAAGGAAGAAGAACAAGCGCGAGCUCGAGAAGAAGCGGAAUUAAAGCAACAGACCAUUGAAGAAGAGAAAGCAAAACGUCUUGAAGAAGAAGAAAACGCUAGACGCGAGGAAGAAGAGGCGAUGGAAAAACUAAAAGAUGCGAAGAAAAAAGCGCGGGAAGAAAGAGAACAGAGACGAGCUGCUGAAGCUGAAAGGCGCAAACUGGAAGUACAAAGAAAGAGAGAGGAAAAAAAGAAGAGAGAGGAGGAAAUGAGAGAGAAAGAAAGGGAAAUGGAACAAAUGAAAAUGGAUCAAGAAAAGAGGAAACAGGAGCUGAUGGAAGAAAGGAAACGACAGGAGGAACUCGAACGACUGGAAGAAGAAAGAAGACUAGAAGAAGAGAGGCUGCGCACCGAACAAGAAGAAGAGGAGCAGAGAAGACUUGAAGAAGAACAGAUACGAGAGGCCGAGGAAGAACUCGCAAGACUGCAGGAAGAACGAGAAUAUAAAGAACAAAUGAGACGCAUUGCUGAAGCCAGGGAACGAAAACUAAGAGAGCAAGAAGAGGAAAGGAUGCGCCAAGAAGAGGAAGAACGACGCGCCAUCGAAGAACAACGAAGACGUCUGGAAGAAGAAGAAGAGAAAAAAGUCCAGCAACAGAAGAAACGACUAGAAAUGGCCAAACGAUUGGAGGCUGUUGCACGCAUGCGCAUCGCCCAAGAAGCGGCCCGACGCAAAACAAUGCUACUGAAGCGACGAGAAGACAACAUUGAUAGGAUGAGCCAUUUGAAAUCUGUUCGUCAGGAUCAGAAAAUUACUAAGGCUCAUACGUUUAGCUAUUAUGUUCGUGUGCCCAGGCAGGUUUGGGAGCUGCCGAUUGGGUUUGGGAAGCAAAAGAAGGGGUUUAGAGCAGCAAAGAAAAAACCUGCAGCUAAAAAGACUUGAAAAAGUACUCUUUACGAAUCCCUUGUCACCUUCUCUAACUACAGGCUCAUUAGUUAUACAUACAGAAUCUGAACAGAAUUCACCUUUUUUCCAUACCUUGGUUCACUGGUCAAACACAAAGCGCUCAAGCAAGGCGCCAAGGUACUUUCAAAGGAUUAUUCAAAUUUGAACCUUGCAACCUCGACUGAAUGCUUUAUGACAGUUAUCGUAGAAUGAUAAGUUAUACACCGUAGUGAAAAUAGUAACUGACGUUUCGGACGUUAGUCCUUCGUCGGAGUCAAAAUGAAUGCUUUAUGAAUGCUUUAUGUUUGACCAGUGAACUGAUGUAUGGAAAAUGGUGAAUCUGAAUUGACGGUUUUCACAGCCACCAUGUUGGAUGAAUUUAACAAAAGAUUAGCCAUUAGUCUCUUUUGUUUUAUCAUCCAACAUGGCUGCCGUGUCUUGUGUUACUCCAUUCUCUUGGGAAUGAUUGAAUACCAACAACUGCUGGGUUACGAACGCUGAUAAAAUUAAAGUUUUUGAAUCUCAUUAUCUUCUCCGAAUGGUGUUCAAAAACUGGCUACCACGUGCUGUCAACCAGAAAGAAUCCUAUUGAAAACUUGUGAUUCAGCUGAUGAGCAUUCCGAGCGAAACAGUUAAAAAUGUUUAGCAAUUAAGAGCUAACUGUAAAUAAUCGAAAUUAGAGUCGAAACAAAAAAGAGAAAAAUGUAAUAUAAAUUAGUAUUUAUUUUUAUUUAUCAAAACUCUUUAACUAAAUAAAGAUUUGAUUGAAA